This is a messenger RNA of Sphaerodactylus townsendi, 4688 nucleotides long. RefSeq names its product contactin 2 (gene CNTN2). Gene Ontology annotation, biological process: cell-cell adhesion. NCBI's taxonomy places the organism in Eukaryota, Metazoa, Chordata, Lepidosauria, Squamata, Sphaerodactylidae. The transcript is spliced from 23 exons. Gene Ontology annotation, molecular function: protein binding. Bases 238 to 3330 code for a protein of 1030 amino acids. The record is from RefSeq and is a predicted model, not a curated record.
GCGUCUCGCCGGCUGGCAAACGGCGGCGCCAGCGCCAGGGAGAGAUUCACCUGCAGAAGGAGGGCAGGCGCGAGAGGGGACGGGGGCUGCUGCUGCCGCUUCUGCAUCCUGGGCUCCCCUUGCACAGCCCCGCCAGCACGCGAAAGCACGUGCAGACCCAGCCACUCACCGCCCAAGAAUCACUCCCCUCUCUUCCAUUCUAUUGGCUGAGCCGCAGUCUGCAUUUCGACGCUUACAAUGAGGUCAUCUGUUGAACUUGGCUUGUUUUCAUUAACUGUCAUAUGUUUUACAGUGUGGCAGUCGGCAGACAGUACCGUAAGAAACCAUGGGCCAGUUUUUGAAGAGCAACCACACAACACCAUCUUUCCCGAAGGGUCAACAGAGGAACACAUUUUGUUGACCUGCCAAGCACGAGCCAGCCCUCCUGCAACAUACAGGUGGAAGGUGAAUGGAGUAGACCUCAGAAUGGAGCCAGAUUCUCGUUACAGGCUGAAUGGGGGCAACCUGGUCAUAAGCAAUCCUGUGAAAGCCAAAGAUGCUGGAUCCUAUCAAUGUGUGGCAUCCAACUCUGUGGGGACGGUAGUCAGCAGAGAAGCUUAUGUUCGUUUUGGCUUUUUGCAGGAAUUCUCUACAGAAGAAAGAGACCCAGUGAAGAUUACAGAGGGCUGGGGGGUGAUGCUUCCCUGCAUCCCACCCCAACAUUACCCAGGACUUUCAUACCGCUGGCUUGUGAAUGAGUUUCCCAACUUCAUCCCAGCAGAUGGAAGGCGCUUCAUUUCCCAGACAACUGGAAACCUUUACAUUGCCAAGACAGAGGCCUCCGAUGUAGGCAACUAUUCCUGCUUUGCCACUGGCCAGAUUGACUCUAUUAAAAAGAGUGUCUUUAGCACAUUUUCUCAGCUCAGCAUUAUCGGAGAAGAUGCUAGACAAUAUGCCCCAAGCAUUAAGGUUAAAUUUCCUUCUGAAACUUAUGCUCUGGAUGGACAGCUGGUGACUUUGGAGUGCUUUGCCUUUGGGAACCCUGUCCCUCGAAUAAAAUGGCGCAAGUUGGACAGUACCUCAGUCUCUUUGCUGAUUACAACUGAGCCUCUCCUGCAAUUCAAGAAGAUUGACUUUGAUGAUGAAGGUGUUUAUGAAUGUGAAGCUGAGAACAUCAAAGGAAAAGACACCCAUCAGGGGCGCAUCAUCAUCCAAGCUCAGCCAGAUUGGCUGAAGGUCAUCACAGACAGAGAGGCUGACAUUGGAUCAGACCUGCAGUGGAGUUGUGCUGCAGCUGGCAAGCCGAGGCCUGUAAUAAAAUGGCUACGGAAUGGGCAACCAUUAACUUCCCAGAAUCGUAUUGAAGUGACUGGUGGGAAUAUGAGGAUUUUAAAGUUAACGAUGGAAGACUCCGGGAUGUACCAGUGUGUAGCAGACAACAAACAUGGCACUAUUUAUGCAAGUGCUGAAUUGUCUGUGCAAGCUCUUGCUCCAGAUUUUCGUUUAAACCCUGUGAAACGACUGAUACCAGCAGCUCGAGGAGGGGAAAUCAUUAUCCAUUGCCAGCCACGAUCUGCACCAAAACCCAUUAUACUUUGGACCAAAGGAACUGAACUUCUGCACAAUAGUCCCAGCACAACUAUUACUGCUGAUGGCACCUUGAUCAUUCGGAAUAUUAGCAAGUCGGAUGAGGGAAAAUACACCUGCUUUGCAGAGAAUUUCAUGGGCAAAGCAAACAGCACAGGAAUCCUCUCUGUUCGAGAUGCCACCAAAAUCACCCUUGCACCAUCCAGUGCUGAUAUCAAUGUAGGAGAGAACAUUUCUCUUCAGUGCCAUGCUUCUCAUGACCCAACAAUGGACCUCACCUUUACUUGGAGCUUGGAUGACUUUGCUAUUGAUUUCACUAAGUCUGAAGGUCAUUACAAGCGAGCAAGUACAAAAGAGAGUAUUGGGGACCUCAUGAUCCUGAAUGCUCAGCUGAAACAUGCUGGACGAUAUACAUGUACAGCCCAGACAGUGGUGGAUAGUGCUUCUGAAUCAGCCAUGCUGGUUGUAAGAGGUCCUCCAGGGCCUCCUGGGGGAUUGGUGGUGAGGGAUAUAAAAGACACCACUGUGCAAUUAAGCUGGAGUCGAGGCUCUGAUAACCACAGUCCUAUUGCCAAAUAUGUCAUCCAGGCCCGCACUCCACUUUUCUCCAAAUGGAAGCAAGUGCGCACCAAUCCUGCAAAUAUUGAAGGUAAUUCAGAGACAGCCCAAGUGGUCAAUCUCAUACCAUGGAUGAAUUAUGAAUUCCGGGUCCUGGCUAGCAACAUUCUUGGUACUGGAGAACCUAGUGUGCCAUCUGUGGAGAUCUACACCAAAGAAGCUGCCCCUACAGUUGCACCAUCUGGGCUCAGUGGAGGAGGGGGAGCACCCGGAGAACUCAUCAUCAACUGGACGCCAAUGCACCGGGAGUACCAGAAUGGAGAUGGUUUUGGGUACAUCCUGUCUUUCCGAAAACAAGGCACCCAAACAUGGAAGAAAACAAAAGUUCCCCAUGCAGAAUCACUGCACUAUGUCUAUCGCAAUGAGAGUGUUGCACCUUAUACACCCUUUGAAGUGAAGAUCAGGGCCUUCAACAGGAAAGGAGAUGGACCAGAGAGCUUGGUGGCCAUUGUGUACUCUGCAGAAGAAGAACCAAGAGUGGCUCCAUCUAACAUUACAGUUGAGGGAGUUAUGGCGACAGAAAUGGAUGUUUUAUGGGAGCCGGUGGAGCAGAGUGAAAUGAAUGGAAUCCUUUUGGGCUAUGAGAUCCGAUACUGGAAACAUGGGGACAAAGAGGAGGCUGCUGAUAGAGUGAGGACAGCUGGUCUUGAGAAGUCAGCACAUGUGACAGGCCUCAACCCCAACACAAAGUACCAUGUGACAGUCAGAGCUUAUAACCGGGCAGGGACUGGGCCAGCCAGUCCCCCCACCAGUUUCACGACCACAAAGCCACCCCCAAGAAGGCCACCUGGCAACAUCUCCUGGAAAUUUACCAGCUCCAGUGUAACCAUCAGUUGGGAUCCUGUGAUUGCAAAGGCAGAUGAAUCUGCUGUCACUGGCUAUAAGAUGCUGUACAAGCAAGACUCGCACUCCACUCCUAAACUGUACAUAGCCAACAAUAAUCAGAUUGAAGUUCCCUUUCCAGAAGACUCCACUCAUGCCACGGUGCAAAUAAGGACAACUGGGCCAGGUGGAGAUGGAGUCCCAGAACAGGUUCACAUCUACAGAAACAGCGGUACAAGUAUGAUGGUAGAAAAGUCUGCGGGCCAUCCAGUAGAACCUACUACUGUAGUAAUGUUGUUCCUGAUUGGUUAUUUGGAACUCUGAUCACAGUUUUUAUAAUGGAGAGCUACCAGAUAAGAUUCAUCCUAAUCUAACAGGAGCAGUUGACCAUCAGGACUACAAAUUUUUAACACAGCUGCACAGCAGGGGGGGAUUAGUAGAAAAGGACAAGAGGAAAACUUACCCUCUUCUUUUUAGAAAAUAGAACAUUUCAUACAAGAUAUGAGACUUUCACCAAUCGCAGUUUUUUACCUGAAGAAACAAAAGGGUGAAUUCUGGAAACGGGAUGUCUCAUAGUACUGUAUUCAGUAGAUUUUUCUGCCUUACAAAGCCAUGUACAAAACUACAGACUUCUAAAACUUGAUCUUUUUAUAAAAAAAAUACAGUACCAGGUAGGACAAGGUUUUCCAUGUGAUGAGCAUGCUCCGUCAUUCCCAGUUGCAGCCAGAAUUGAAUCAAGGACUGUGCGAAUGGAUUGGAAGAAGUGAGAAAAUUGAUGGUUCACCAUUGAUGCUGAGAACUUCACAGUUUUCUCCUAAUUUGGCUUUCACACUGUAUGGCUGUAAGCCAACAGCACAUUUAUGCCAAAAGGAACAUCUUUCAUUGGUCACCCAUAUCUCAUUAUUUAUGAUUUAGCACUUCUUUUGUUUUAUUUUGGUUUCUUUCCCUUUUUUCAUACUCUUAUCAAGUUCUUGAAAUAAAGAUGUGGCCCCCAAGAGGAAUUAAAAAAGGUUUUGAAUCAAGAAAUAGUUCAGGAUCAGGCCAGGAGGAACAUGUUAUAUGAAGAUCAAUGCAGCAGCCAGUUUCCACUGCCCCAUAAAACGUUGUAUCAUCUAUCCAAAGUUUCAUGGGCAGGGCGUGGACUUGAGAGUUUGAUUUAUCCAUUAAGUUGACAUGCCCUUUCUUCAACAGAUAUUGUCAAGUCCUCUGGGGUUUUUAGGGGUGGAGGGCUCUUCUCUUCUGUCACGACAAGAUGCCAGCCUUUGUGCUACAUGACCACCUACAUGGGCUUUCCUUGAUGGUGCUGGGCUGUGUGUGCAACUGGAACUACAUGCCUUUCCUGGUCAGCACAUGCAGCUGGGAGCAUUGUUAGUAGAGCAUGCAUGUGUGAGUGGGGAAAAGGUUCAUGGGCAGGGGGUUGGUGUCAGUGAACCACUCAACAGCUGCCCCAGCUCAGGCUAUGCAGCCUGUGAUCCUGGAAAGCCUUACAGUUGGUGACCUAAUCAUUGUCUGAACUGAUGAGCAGAACUGAAUAUCAUGAGAUUACUAGUUGUCAGCUUUGUUUUCUCAGACUGUUCUUUGUGGAACUAGCAUGGUGUAGUGGUUAAGAGCAGCAGACUCUAAUCUGGAGAACCAGGUUUGAUUUCCCACUCUUUCACAUGGACCCUGCACUAGGCCUUGAG